Lucilia cuprina (Australian sheep blowfly) is the source of this 678-nucleotide messenger RNA. RefSeq lists its product as uncharacterized. The coding region runs from base 112 to 597 and encodes 161 amino acids. Lineage: Eukaryota; Metazoa; Arthropoda; Insecta; Diptera; Calliphoridae. The record is from RefSeq and is a predicted model, not a curated record. The transcript has a single exon.
AAACCUAAAAAUAAAUUGAAAUUUAUAAAAAAAUUUUUUAAUAAAAAUUUUAAAAGUAUUCUUAAUUAAUUAAAAUUUUAAUUAAAAUUAACUUUUCUUUUGGCUACAACUAUGUUUGCUUCAAAUCUUUUGGGACGUUUGACAAAAUUCUAUACUUAUCCCUGCUCCAAGGUAACAUUUCUGCUGCCCUAUAAUUGCAAAUCUUCCAUAUGUAAUUAUACAACGAAGAAAGCAGUCACCACUACCCGUAAAUCACCACUAGGUACAAAAACAAUUUCACCCAAACCCCAGCAAAGUUAUAGUAAAAACUCUGAUGAAUUUAAAGCAAAAAGAAAACCAUCAGUUCCGAGAAAUUUUGCUACAGAAUUUGCAACACCAAAUACAAAAGUGAAUACCUCUUAUGGCAGCACUACGAAAAAAAUGCCGCAGACAAUAUCCACCUUUGAAGGACUACGAGAAUUUUUUUCACAUCCAUUAACCUGGGAUCGUAAUAAUGGCUAUUUGAAUAUAUUAUUGGGUUUGGCUAUAUUUGGUUAUAGCUUUUGUACUACUAGCAGUGGAGAGUCGGGUACAGUAUAUGGGGACAAAGGAAAGUAAUCUUAUAUAAUUAUUCGAAUCAAAAAUUUUGUAAAAUGGCAGAUCGUAUACUUUAUAAUAAACAUUUUUUAAAUUUGUAUA